Seminavis robusta is the source of this 638-nucleotide messenger RNA. NCBI's taxonomy places the organism in Eukaryota, Bacillariophyta, Bacillariophyceae, Naviculales, Naviculaceae. The record is from the annotation of a GenBank genome assembly.
CAAAGCACAACCAAAAGCACAAACAUAAACACAAAACAAAAACUAACCAACAACAUCUUGAUACAAUCUCCAACAUGAAAACUUCUGGAAUCAUCUCUCUCCUGUUUGCAUUGUGGCUUGCCACGCCGGUUGUGCUGGCCUACAACCGCCAGCAAGUGCAAAAUGAUCUCAACAGAGAAAGGGCAAAGUGGGAGAGCAUGGGAAUCAUUAAUUACGAUUACAAGCAUCAAGUAUUCGGUGAUACCUCUGCUGUCUACCCAUUGUCAACACAAGUUCGUGGUGGGGGUGUUGUCUCCUAUGUGGAUGGCAACAACCAACCAAUUACUUGGCUAAAGCCAGUCACAUUGGGGAGCUGGUUCGGUUUCAUACAAACACACAUGGAUAGUGGAGCACGAAGCAUUCAGGUUUCAUAUGACCCAACAAGAGGAUUUCCAGUCUCCAUUUACAUGAUCCAGAGUGGUGGGCAGGUGAUGAAUGUGCGCAUCUUUGACUUUCACUACUAUAGCCGAAGACUCCGUGGCAGUGAUUCUUAGUAAUUCUAACCCAAAAGCAAGAUGUUGUCACCGCCAUCUCUUGAUGUGUACCUGGUACGGGACAACAGAUAAAACUAUAGUAAUCUGAAAAACGUAUUGAUGGGG